GUCGCCCUGAAUCUCUUCUUUUUGGACUCAGAUCCACAACUGUAGCCUCAGAAAUCGCCAAACUGCAUAGACCAGCUCACGGACCACGUCAAGUCGAGUUGAUCGCUCGUCAAAUUAUCAAAUUCAAAGCAGCUUGAUAGGCUUUUUGUCUCCUCACUCUUUCACCCUCAGUCUGCUACAACUAUCGUAUCGUCUUUGUCGAGGGGGCCCUUACUCAUCAUGUCUCUGGAUCUUGAACAGCACCUCACCUUUUAUGGUGCUUACCACCAUAACUCGGUUAAUGUCGCCAUCCACAUGUUUUGCGUUCCCCUCAUCCUCUUAUCGGGGUUCUGUAUGGCUACAUACACCGGCACUCUCAUUCCUACACCAUCUUGGAUUACUCCCCCUUAUCUGGACCUCAACCUUGGUGUCAUUGGUGCCAGCCUUUAUUCCUUGCUCUAUCUGCUCUUAGAGCCCUUUGCGGGCUUCCUUCUGGCUCUUUUCUGCAUGGGAGGUGCAGCACUUGGCAACUACCUCCAUCAGCAAAACCCUGACACAACUUUCCAAGGUGCUCUGGCUAUCCAUAUUGUCUGCUGGAUCUUCCAGUUUAUUGGCCAUGGUAAAUAUGAAGGGCGUGCCCCUGCUUUGCUCGACAACCUCAUCCAGGCCGUCUUCCUUGCCCCUAUGUUUGUGUGGCUUGAGAUACUCUUCAAGUUUGGAUACCGACCAGAGCUCCGAUCUCGUGUCAACAAGAAAGUCCAGGUCGAGAUUGAGAAGUUCAAGUCAAAGAACGGCAAGACCCAAUAGAGCAAUCA
Fusarium oxysporum Fo47 is the source of this 794-nucleotide messenger RNA. Its product is annotated as 2-hydroxy-palmitic acid dioxygenase MPO1. The record is from RefSeq and is a predicted model, not a curated record. Gene Ontology annotation, cellular component: endoplasmic reticulum. Bases 220 to 786 code for a protein of 188 amino acids. The transcript has 3 exons. Gene Ontology annotation, biological process: sphingoid catabolic process. NCBI's taxonomy places the organism in Eukaryota, Fungi, Ascomycota, Sordariomycetes, Hypocreales, Nectriaceae.